AGUGCGGGGGCGUGGCGGCGCCGCCGUCGCCGCGCAGGAGGAGGGAGCGGUGGCGGCGGCGGCCCGGCCCGGUGCCGGGAGCCAUGCGGCGGCCGUAGCCAUGCAGCGCGCCGAGCUGCGCGACGGGGAGGCGGCAGCGGCCGCCGCCGCCUCCUACCGGGUGCUCAGCCGCCUGCUGGGCUAUGGGGCCGGGCCGGAGGCGGGCGCGGCGGGCGGCGCCGUUACCGGCGCGGCGGGGCCGCUGGGCCCCGGGCGGCUGCCGGCGCUACCGGGCGGCGGGACGCUGCGCUCCCCGCGGCCUCCGCCGCAGCUGAUGGUGUUCCGCAACGCGGCGGAGGGCCGGCCCGGCGAGGAGGGCGGCCCGGCGGUGGGAGGCGGGGGCCCGGGCCCGGCGGGCGGCGGCGGCGGCGGCGCGGAGCUGCUGUGCCCGCGGCACCGCUGCGCCCUGGAGCCCAAAGCCGCGGCGCGCUGGGGGGCGGCCCCGCCGGGCGGGCUGGAGCUGCAGCUGGCGGCGCUGGGGCUGCGACCGCCCGGGCUUGGAGCGAAGGCACCGGCGGGGCCCCCCUGCCCGUGCCUGGGCCCGCCGCCCCCCGCCGGGCCCGCCGCCGAGGAGACCAGCGACGCGCUGCUGGUGCUGGAGGCGCUGGAACCCGACGAGGCCGGGAGCUGCUCCGAGGAGGAACCGGGAUCCCCCGGGCGCGGAGCCGCCCGCGCCGCCGGGAGAGGAGCCGCCGGCCCCGCCGCGCCGCCCCCCGCCGCCCCCGGGGGAGCCGGUCCCGGCGGCAGGAAGGGCUCCUUGAAGAUCCGCCUCAGCCGCCUGUUCCGCACCAAGAGCUGCAGCGGCGGCUCGGCCACCGGGGACGGCGGCAGCGAGGGCCGGCGCGGCGGGGACCUGCCUGCCUCGGCCGGGAGCCUGACCGACGUGUGCGGGGCCCGCGGCCGGGAGCAGGAGCCGGGCAGGAAACACAGACUGACAAGAACUCAAAGUGCCUUUUCCCCGGUUGUCUUCAGCCCCCUCUUCACAGGUGAGACGGUGUCGCUGGUGGACGUGGACAUCUCACAGCGCGGACUGAGCUCCCCCCACCCCCCGACGCCGCCACCGCCGCCACGGAGGAGCCUCAGCCUCUUGGACGACAUCAGCGGGACGCUGCCGGUGCUGGUGGCUCCCAUGGGUUCGUCCCUGCAGUCCUUCCCUCUGCCACCGCCGCCCCCGCCGCACGCCCCAGACGCCUUCCCGCGGAUUGUCCCUCUGCGGGGGACAGAGGGGCCCCCCGGCCAGCCCGUCCCGCACCUGCAGUGCCCGCUCUACCGCCCGGACUCCAGCAGCUUCGCAGCCAGUUUGCGAGAGCUGGAGAAGUGCGGGUGGUACUGGGGACCCAUGAACUGGGAGGACGCCGAGAUGAAGCUGAAGGGGAAGCCGGAUGGGUCCUUCCUGGUGCGAGACAGUUCGGACCCGCGGUACAUCCUGAGCCUGAGCUUUCGGUCGCAGGGCAUCACCCACCACACCCGCAUGGAGCACUACAGAGGGACCUUCAGCCUGUGGUGCCACCCCAAGUUUGAGGACCGGUGCCAGUCGGUGGUGGAGUUCAUCAAGAGGGCCAUCAUGCACUCCAAGAACGGGAAGUUUCUUUACUUCCUGCGCUCCAGGGUUCCGGGUCUCCCUCCAACGCCUGUCCAGCUCCUGUAUCCCGUCUCCAGGUUCAGCAACGUCAAAUCCCUUCAGCACCUUUGCCGCUUUCGGAUCCGGCAGCUGGUCCGGAUCGAUCACAUCCCCGAGCUGCCGCUGCCCAAGCCCCUGAUCUCCUACAUCCGCAAGUUCUACUACUACGACCCGCAGGAGGAGGUGUACCUGUCGCUGAAGGAAGCUCAGCUCAUCUCCAGACAGAAGCAGGACACCGAAGCCUCCACGUAGCGAGUCCAACUCGCCCGUCUUGUGGCUGUCCAUGAUGGUACAUCCCGUGCUCGCUCUCAUGCCCAACCAGCCGCAGCCUGAUCAGCAGGCUGAUCCCUCUCUCCUCCCAGCAGGAGCUGCUUUGUCGCCAUCCCGUGCCCGCUGUGCUGGGAGGAGACACGCCACGGCGAAGCUGUUCCUGCGGUGCCGCUCCUGAGCUCCGUUGUACAGAGAAGGGGGCUCCGGGCUCCCGAGAAGCGCAGCAGAGCGGGAGCGAGAGCCGCGGCUCCGGCGGCGAGCGGAGUCUCGGCGACACUGCGCCCCGCUCGCGCAACAAAGAAUGUCAUGGCACUAUUUACGAUUUUUUGAAAGCUUUUUUUUUAAUUAUUAUUAUUUUUGAUGUCUUUUUUUUUGUUUUUGUUUUCAGCAUGAGAAUUAACUGUCUUAUGAUCAGCUGAAUUUUAUGGUUUUUAUCCUCCCUUGGAAACUUCAAGGUGGGGAGAGAUAGAGGAGGGGACUCUUGGGGAAGAUCAUCUGCUCCAGGAGGGAUGGCAAGACUGUUCUUGGGCCCUCGCUGAGCUGGGAUGGAGCUGGAGAGCUGGGACGGAGCUGGAGAGCUGCUUGGGGACCGACUGAGCCAGAACCACCUCCAGCUCCGUGGAAUUAACCCCUGGGGAUCACGCAGCUCCGAACAGCUGCACAGCUCCCCAGCUUUCUAGGAUUUGGGAGGAGAGAACCAGACCUGGUUUUGUGCAGCUAAGCUAUGCGGAACGCUCAUGUGCUUUUAAGCUGAGCCUAAGAAAGGAAGAGUGUGUGAGCCAUUUGGAUGUCCCGGAGCCUUCUGCCAAAGGGAACGGUUGGUGCUGCUGCCUCUGCAAACACUAGAAGAUUUCGUGGAACCCACCGAUAAGUGGAAUGGGAUCCUGAAGCUGCUGCUGCAGCCGUGGGCCGAAGGUGCUUGCUGCAGCGAUCUCCGUCUCUCAGAGCUGUGGGGUUUGCACUCUCAGCCUUUCUCUGGCCGCCUCCCGAAGCUGUGGGUGAAUCGAGUGGCUUCUGUUGAGCGGUGGAGGAUGCUGAGCAGGAGCCACUGGGGCGUCGAGUCAUCUCUGGGUGUCUUGAAGCAAGAAGCAGACGACUCAGGGUCCUUCUGGAGCGGCAGCUGAUCCCCCUGAGCUUGCUUGCUGCUUCCCCUCUCCACAUAACCACAGCAGCUCAGAAACAGCGACACUAAGAGAGGUCGGUGCCUCUUGCUGUGUUUCUGGGCUUAGCACUGGCUGCAAGACCCCCCCACACCUUCAGAUCCCGGCCUGCUGUUCCAUCCGCCACAUGGGUUUAAAGUUGGCCUGAAGUGAUGCUGAGGAGUCUGGAAAAGCACCUUUUCCUCCUGGGUUUGAACGAGCGGGUGUCCCUGUGCUCUCCAGGUCUCCGGAUCCCAGAUCCACACCCUCAGGAGCUGCUGGGACUUGGGUCUUGCCCUGCAGAAUGACGAUUUAAUGUCCUUGAAUUCGACACAGUCGUGUGGGUUUUAAAGCAGCCCGGAAACAUUCCGAUUGUCCGUCCCCGCCAAGUGUUGCUGUGAGGGGUGCUAAGAAUCCCACCCCCCUUUCUUCACCGUCACCUCUGGCCUCUGUUUUGGUCUUGGACAAAAAAGUACAUUUUUUUUAUAAAGGAUUUGACUUCCAGAUGAAACUAAUAACAAAGCUUCAAAACCUGUAGAAAUACCUCAUGGGACACAACUCACUACUGACUUUGCGUUGCGUUGUCGGGGCGAUGCUGCCCCAAAACCAGCAUAUCCUGACCCUGGGGGAACUGGGGCUGAUGUGGUCUCCAGCCUCCAUGUCCCCUCUGUUUGGGGACCAGCGUUUGUCCCCCUGCUGUAAACCUGCAGCUCACCCCGAGUUAGCGGCAGAGCCCGCGAAUUAACGCAACUGCUUUGGUUGAAACGCACAGCGAAUGUCAGGGGAGGGGAAAAGCACCUGUGCUUGUGCAGGUGAAGUGUGAACACCCGCACACGCGACCCUGCUGCCCCUCUCUGUGCUGGAGAUUUGAAUCUUCCAACUUAUCCUUGUGCUGGAAAGGAAAAAACCUUCCUGAGCGCCGAUCCUGGGCUGAUACCUGAAGUGUCGAGCUCCGUGCCCGUGAUAAAUGGUGUUUAUGUGUGUCCUGCAAAGCUUCUCCUCCAAAAAGAGACCCCGGAGGCAAGAAUGUGAUGGGUGAUGAGCUGCCAGUCUCUUAAAGCCAUGGAGAAGCCGGUCCUGUCCCUGUCUCCCUCUUCCUGACCUGGGAUGGAGACAGCGCUGGCUGCUUUGGGAAGGGAGAGCAGCUGAACUGGGGAAACUGGUGCUCACUGGGAAUGGCGCAGUGUCCGUCCUGCCCAUGUGGGGCUUGAAACGCACAACCCUGAGCCAUGCUGCUGUCCUGCACCGCUCUGUCCCUGUGUCCCCAAUGGCUCCCUGUGUCCCCAAUGGCUCCCUGUGUCCCCAAUGGCUCCCUGUGUCCCCAUGUUCUCCGUGAUGGUGCACGGGGCAGCUCUACCGCGUUCAGACCCAUUGAAGCAGUGGCCAGACUUUAGGGGUGAUACUUGAAUUCCACAUCUCCAGCGGGCUGAUUUUGGGGAGAAUUUAGGUUUUCUGUUAAUCUGAACCCUGUGCAUGGUGGGGACAGCCCCCCCACCAAUUGGAUCCAUCUACAAUAGCUGGAAUGAUGGAGGAUAAGCAUGUUCUGGGGCGCUGGGCUGGUGGGACACUGGUGUGUCACCCUGGAGUGUGUCCCCAUGGUGGACACUCCUCAGCUGAGGGGUCCGAGCUGCUCUUUGGGUGUGGAAAAGGUCCAGAGCUCGGUUUGGGGGUGAGCAGAGGGGUCUCUGCUGGGGGGGACGAUGGUUUUUGUGGGUUCAGACAGCUCGGUCCAUUCCUGCCCAUGAACCCCCAUCCCUGGUUGGGCGGGAUUGCUGCCCCGUGUGGGUUCGGAGCUUGGUUCCGGAAGAUGCUCUCAUCCUGCUGAUUCACAGCGUCCUUUGUCCAACCUUGAAUUCUGCAGAGGUUGUCACCGUCCCCCUCCAUCCACCAGGGACCGGCGGUGGGUGAGCGAUGAAACAGGCCAUGAAAACUACCAAAGCGUGGAAAAAAGCGCCUUUUUCAGCUGGAUGGGUCGGACCUGCUUGGCAACACCCCGUGGCUUCUCACCCUUGGUUUGGGUGGGAAGUGCUGGUUACGUAUCUGGCCCCUUUUUAAACCCAAUAAUAGGGUUUUUCACAGGGAUUUAUGUCAUUGUGACGGUGUGGGGAGCCAGGCGGGGGCUGCAGGUGACGCUUGGGGCUGAACCCUCAUCAGGGAGCGUUUUGGGGAGGAAACGGCUGAAAAGGAGCAGAUUUGGGCUGCUGAUGAGCACCAGGACUCUCCAACCACCCUUUGGUAGAAACGCAGCUUUUGCUUAAUUUUAUCUUCUUUUUUCUUAAUUUUUUUUUUUUGGUGUGUGCUUAAUUUAUUAAAAUAGUCGCUGUAUAAUUUAUUUUCAUAAACUAUAUUAAAAAGUUACUAAAUGGUAAAAAAAAGAAAAACAAAGCGGACUUGCAGGCCAAUCUUUCAGAAGAAGAAAAAAAGAUGUUUUUUUGAUAUAAACACAACAAAUGCACUUUUGGGUGUGUUUGGUUAUUUUGGGGGCUGGGGGGGGGCCUGGCUGUACCUGUGGGUUUGUCUGUAUAUAUUGUAUUAAUAGGCAUGUUUGGCCUCUCGUGUGAGCCGUUCGUACCUGCUGCAGGUCCCGUGGGGGAAGCUGGUGUGAAGUUCCCACAUUUUGGGGUUUCUUUGGGGUAUUUUGGUUUGGUUUGGGUUUUUUUUUUAAGUGACUCCUGUGUUUGUAACUCAUUUCUAGCGUCGUUUUGGUUGAUUUUUAUUUUCGGCUGAGGGGGCGGGAAGGGAAGAGAGCGAGGGUUUGAAAUAAUAAAAUCGUUGGAAAUUGUU
This is a messenger RNA of Columba livia (rock pigeon), 5853 nucleotides long. RefSeq names its product suppressor of cytokine signaling 7 (gene SOCS7). Gene Ontology annotation, biological process: intracellular signal transduction; phosphatidylinositol phosphate biosynthetic process. The coding region runs from base 101 to 1912 and encodes 603 amino acids. Gene Ontology annotation, cellular component: phosphatidylinositol 3-kinase complex. The record is from RefSeq and is a predicted model, not a curated record. Gene Ontology annotation, molecular function: 1-phosphatidylinositol-3-kinase regulator activity. NCBI's taxonomy places the organism in Eukaryota, Metazoa, Chordata, Aves, Columbiformes, Columbidae. The transcript is spliced from 10 exons.